This is a messenger RNA of Cynara cardunculus var. scolymus (artichoke), 1756 nucleotides long. RefSeq names its product patatin-like protein 7. The transcript is spliced from 2 exons. Bases 1 to 1233 code for a protein of 410 amino acids. The record is from RefSeq and is a predicted model, not a curated record. Lineage: Eukaryota; Viridiplantae; Streptophyta; Magnoliopsida; Asterales; Asteraceae. Gene Ontology annotation, biological process: lipid metabolic process.
AUGGCGGCACUCUCCACCAUCGAUUCCAACUCUGAAAUGAACAAACUCACUUCUGAAAUAUUCUCCAUUCUCGAAAACAAUUUCUUGUUCGGCUACGAUAAUCCCUUGGAACAAAAGAAAUCCGCCACCGGAAAAGUCAGAAUUCUUUCAAUCGACGGCGGUGGCGCCACCGACGGUGUCUUAGCAGCCAAGGCAAUUCUUCAUCUAGAGUCCUCCCUCCGCCGUAAGUCUGGAAGCACAAAUGCUCACAUUGCAGAUUUUUUCGAUGUCGCUGCGGGAUCUGGUAUCGGUGGCGUCUUGGCCGCUUUACUGUUCACUAGAGGAAAAGACGGUGGGCCGUUGUUCACCGCCGACGAGGCCGUUAAGUUUGUGACGGAGAAUGGCCGGAAACUUUGUCGUUCUUCCAAACAAGGCGUUUUACGGCGAAUUCUCCGAUCAACUGGAAACGUGUUCGACCAAACGUUUGGGGAUUUGACGUUGAAAGACACACUUAAAGCGGUUUUGAUCCCCUGCUACGAUCUUACCACCGGUGCUCCUUUUGUGUUUUCUCGUGCCGAUGCGAUGGAGAUGGACGGCUGUGAUUUCAAGCUGAGCGAUGUUUGUGCCGCCACGACGGCCGUUCGUGGACCGACCAAAACGUUUUCAGUUGAUCGAAGAACGAAGAUCGCAGCUGUCGGUGGUGAGGUUGCGAUGAACAAUCCGACGGCGGCGGCAAUCACUCAUGUGCUCUACAAUAAGCAGGAGUUCCCAUUCUGUAACGGCGUCGACGACUUGCUUGUGGUGUCAUUAGGUAACGGAGAGCCAUUAUCCGUGAUCUCCGGCAACCAAGCACCGUCGCGAACGGCGUUGGUUAAGAUCGUCGGUGAAGCAGUUUCCGACACGGUUGAUCAAGCUGUGUCGAUGGCGUUCGGACAAUCUCGAACAACUCGUUACGUACGUAUCCAAGCAAACAAAGGGUUGUUAGGCGUUGAAAAAUCUAGAAACGACGUAAACAUGUCGGUGUUGGCAGAGGAAAUGUUGAAACAACAAAACGUGGAAUCCGUAUUGUUCCAAGGAAAAAAGUGUAACAGCACGAACUUAGAAAAGUUGGAGCAUUUCGCUGGUGAAAUCGUCAAAGAAAAGGAGAGGCGAAAAACGGACAUGCUACCCGUAGUUUUACUAAGCCAGACUACAACAUCAUCUUCUGCACGAACAUCGUCGGCCACAACAUUGUCCACCAUAUCGUCAAGUUAAAAUGAUUGGGUUUGUUACUUUUUGAAGCUACCGCCGACACUACCAAUGAAAACGGUGUCUGUGCUGGGAUACGAAUCCGACUUAUAUAGAUUGUUUUCCUCUUUACUUUGUGUUCGGAGUUUCAUGUAUAGUUAUUUGAUAGAAGUAUUAACAACACUAAAGAGAGCGGUACCUGUGAAGGUCUCGGAACAAGGUCUCAGGUUCAAAUACAGCCGUGCACGUGUUGUAGGAUAUUGUCGUUUACCGAUCAUGGAAUCGGUACAAUGAGAACAGCCUGAAGAUUUGUGAGAACCMUUUUACCACCAUAUUAAAUAGAGGGCUUGGAUUUAUCAGCUCGCAUAGCGGGUUGGAUAUAGAGGGCUUGUGAUUUUUGCCCCUUCUAAGCAUAUAAUAUUAGAGUGAAGUUUGUGAUUUUGUUUUGGAUUGGAAAGGUUAUGAUCUUUGUUUGGAUCAUUAUAUGGUUUUCUAGAUGUAAAUCUUGGUCUUGUAACAUUGAUGUGAUUAUGAAUUUUAUUUAAUAUGA